GACAGGAAUUCGAGUCUCCUCGUGUUCUUCUCUGCAAUUUUCAAUAAAUUCUUUGAUCAAUAGAACUGUAAUUAACUAAUUACCCCCGAUGGUUAAACAGCGAGUUCGGAGGCGUUCUGCAAUGGCGGCGCCGGAAGACGAAGUGGUUAAGAUCGUGGAUUCAUCCAAUGAGAAGGGCACUCCUUUGAGGCCAAUUUUUUGUCUGAAGAACAGGGAUGAUAUCAAGAAGUUUGAUGAGCGAGAAGAUUGUUUCAUUCUUGAAUUUGAUCCCUACGAUGAUCUUGGAAUCAAGAAGAUUUCUUUUGGCAAGGAUUUCGAUGACGCUGAUGGUGAUUUGCGCGUGGUUUCUGAAAAAGGGGAGGUUGCCUGCAGGGAUUUCCCCCAUCCUCGAUACACUUGUGCCAAUUUUCCAUUUCACAAGACAUCUCACGAAGAUUGCUGUGAUCUGUGCUACUGUUAUGUUUGCGAUUCAGCUGCUCCUUGCAAAAAGUGGGUCGGAUCCGGUGGCCAUUGUCAUGCAUUUAACAACGAAGCUUGGAAGAAAGCAAAAAUGGAAACAAUUGGAGGGACUAAGAAUAUGUGAAGAUGAGAAAUGUGCUUCAAGAAUUGGCAUUGAGAUCGACAAGAGUGAGCUUCACAUCCUUCCAUCGAUCUUUUUGGCUGUGCCGUAGAUAGGCUAUAUUUAUAUAUAAAGACUUUUUAAUGUGAUGCUGCCGUAAAAACUCCAUGGCAUUCGGUAAUGUGUUAAAGGCUCGUGCUUCUUGGAACUCGACUCGAUUUUGUGUAGUUGAAUGUUGGAUUUGUCGAGAGAGAUUAAAUGAAAUUGAAAAUGAUACUGUUUUUUUAGAGCAUAAUGUAAAAAGAUGCAUACU
Messenger RNA from Andrographis paniculata, 872 nucleotides. Its product is annotated as RPM1 interacting protein 13-like. Lineage: Eukaryota; Viridiplantae; Streptophyta; Magnoliopsida; Lamiales; Acanthaceae. The record is from RefSeq and is a predicted model, not a curated record. The transcript is spliced from 3 exons. The coding region runs from base 89 to 583 and encodes 164 amino acids.